Messenger RNA from Fraxinus pennsylvanica, 990 nucleotides. The record is from the annotation of a GenBank genome assembly. NCBI's taxonomy places the organism in Eukaryota, Viridiplantae, Streptophyta, Magnoliopsida, Lamiales, Oleaceae.
AUGGAUAAUAACAAUUGCAGCAAAAGGAUUGAAGAACUCCAGGAAAACACAAGAAAAGAAUUGCAAAGAGCUUCGGACCCAAUGGCAGCAAUGGAGUUGAUAGAUACACUGCAAUGGCUAGGAAUUGCAUAUAAUUAUGAAGAAGAAAUUGAUUUAUGGUUGAACAAGUUAUCUAAUUGGGAUGCUGGUGAAGAUCUCCAUGCAACUGCCCUACGUUUUCGACUGCUUAGGAAUGAAAGGUGGCCAGUUAGCUGCGAUGUUUUCAAGAAAUUCAUGGACAAGAAUGGAAAAUUCAAAGAGUCCUUGAACCAAGACACAAAGGGGCUUUUGAGCUUAUAUGAAGCAUCAUCCUUGGGUGCAUUUGGUGAGGAUAUACUUUCUGAGGCCAUGAAAUUUUCAGAAACUCACUUGACACAGUGCAUUCCGGGCAUGGGACCACAGCUUCGUGGACAGGUGACCCGAGCCCUAGAACUCCCUAGACACCUGAAAAUGGCAAGGCUUGAAUCCAGACUCUAUAUUGAUGAAUAUAGCAUGGGAAGCAAUUUCAGUCCAACUCUACUUGAGCAAGCAAAGUUAGAUUACAACAAGGUCCAAUCCUUGCACAGAAUAGAGCUUGCUGAGCUGUCAAGGUGGUGGAAGCAAUUGGGCCUGGUCGAAAAACUGAGUUUCGCACGUGAUCGGCCUAUGGAAUGCUACUUCUGGACUAUAGGAGGACUUCCAGAGCCGAAGUACUCAGGAGCUCGCAUUGAGCUGGCAAAAACUAUUGCCAUUUUGUUAGUAAUUGAUGACAUUUUUGACACUUAUGGAUCCAUAAGUGAGCUCUCUCUCUUCAACAAUGCAGUUCAAAAAUGGGAUCUUGAUUCAAUCGAGCAACUUCCUGAAUACAUGAAAAUAUGUUAUAUGGCACUUUACAACACUACAAACGAGAUUGCUUACAAAUCCUCAAAGAACAGGGCCGAAAUGUUCUCCCUUCCCUUAGACGAGUGGUAA